CUGCUGCAUCCCACUAGGAACUCCACUCUCUCCUCAUCCAUCACAAUGAGUAACAAAUUCCUAGGCACCUGGAAACUUGUCUCCAGCGAGCACUUCGAUGACUACAUGAAGGCUCUAGGCGUGGGGUUAGCCAACAGAAAACUUGGAAAUUUGGCCAAGCCUAGUGUGAUCAUCAGCAAGAAGGGAGACUAUAUCACCAUUAGAACUGAAAGUGCCUUCAAAAAUACAGAGAUCUCCUUCAAGUUGGGCCAGGAGUUUGAUGAAACUACAGCUGACAACAGAAAAACCAAGAGCAUUGUGACGCUGGAGAGAGGCUCCUUGAAGCAAGUGCAGAAGUGGGAUGGUAAAGAGACAACCAUAAAGAGAAAGUUGCUGGAUGGGAAAAUGGUAGUGGAAUGUAUAAUGAAGGGUGUGGUCUGCACCAGGAUUUAUGAGAAGGUCUGAGAAAAUCGUUGACUCAUCCAAAUGGUGUUUGCUCAUCUGAGACUGGAAAUUACUCAGCGAGUCCUGAGUUCACCGCAGCUGGUUGUUUGCUUUCUUCUGCCCUUGCCAUAUGUUUUAUAGCAAAGGUUUAAAUGAGAAUUAACCUAAAAUGUUAAUUUCGACAUUUUCCGUUUUCAUCCAUGUCUUUGCCAUGUUAAUCCUUCUGUAUCGACUACACAAAAGACAUCCCAUAAAAAUCACCGUUGCAGAGUGACAGCCUAAGCUGUGCUCAUUCUUUCUGUUUUAAAUAAUGAUAAAAAGAAGUAAUCAAAUACUAAAAGAAGGUAAGAGCUUUGUUCUAGGUAAGAUAAAUGUCUCCGGGGGCCUGGGCAGUUAGGAGCAGGGGAAACCAUAAGGAAAACAAAGCAAGAUCAGAUACUUUAAAUUGGGGUGGGCAGGGGGUUCCUCAUUUCAGGCAACAGGAGCAGCCUCCAUACCAUUUAGGCCAAAGUGUUGUAAUGCACAAACAGUGUGGUGCACAGCCACUGAGCAUGUUUGACAACACAUGUACCUAUGUGUGUGCACAUCCCAACUGAGGCAAACACGGUUCCUCCACUUUAGAAAGCUUCCUCAUCUCCCUCCCCAGGUGAUAACCCACCAGAAGCAAGGAUGGUACUGAUUUGGUCCUAUAUUGGCUUUGCUUAAAAUAGCACCAGACCUCAUGCAUUCAUUUCUCUGUACCUUUUAAAACCUAGCAUGAUGGUUUCCAGGUUUAUCCAGGUUAUCACACAUAGCCGUGAUUUGCUCCUUUUUUAUCACUAUUAUUCCACUGUACAGCUGCAUUGUUUUAGUUAUCCAUCUUCCUCCUGAGACAAUUGGGUUAAAACCAGUGUCUGUGUACAAUGAAUAAAGCUGCUACAUUCUUGU
Messenger RNA from Rattus norvegicus (Norway rat), 1350 nucleotides. It is a transcript of the gene Pmp2, whose product is annotated as peripheral myelin protein 2. Lineage: Eukaryota; Metazoa; Chordata; Mammalia; Rodentia; Muridae. Gene Ontology annotation, cellular component: myelin sheath; cytoplasm. The record is from RefSeq and is marked provisional. Gene Ontology annotation, molecular function: cholesterol binding; fatty acid binding; lipid binding. Gene Ontology annotation, biological process: membrane organization.